AUGAUUGGUAUCUUUUCGAACUGUCAAGGUGCGGCUUCCCGGCCUUUUCUCCGCACCUUGAAACUCUACAUUAAGAAUUUUAAUCCCCAGCUUAUCUGUCUCUUCGAGCCUAGAGUUUCCGGUCAUCAUGCUGAUAAGAUUUGCUCUUCUCUCAACUUUGAUGAAUGGUUUAGAAUUGAAGCUUUGGGCUUCUCGGGUGUGUUGCAGGUGUUCGAGAAUGAUAAUGUCCCUUGGUUUCUUUCACCCAUAUAUGGUAGCCUUGAUCCUAGUCUCAGGAAGCGUUUAUUUGCGGAAUUAACCCACCAUAAUUGCGACAUCAACGACCCUUGGCUCAUGGCAGGAGAUUUUAAUGCGGUGCUUAGCCAGGAGGAAACUAGUAACACUAAUAAUUUUUCCCUCUCACGUUGUGCAGGUUUUAGAGAUUGGAUUUUCCAAGAAGGUCUCCUCGACCUUGGUUAUACUGGUACAAGAUUUACAUGGAUGCGAGGUACGAACUCAGACUCCUUUAAAGGUGCUAGACUGGAUAGAGUGCUCUGCAAUGUGGACUGGAGGUUGAGGUUCCCAGAUGCCACCGUGCAACAUCUCCCUAUAGUCCAAUCUGACCAUUCCCCACUGUUUCUCAAUACUGCGCCAAUUGUGCCAAAGAGGAUUUAUCCUAGGAGAUUUAGAUUUAAUGCGGCAUGGAUUACUCAUCCCGACUUUAGAAAGAUGGUUCAGAUUAAUUGGGAUGUGAACAAAGACGUUUUUGAAAAUAAAAGUUUAUUGGCAGAGAAUCUGGAUUCCUGGAAUAGGGACACGUUUGGUAACAUUUUCCAUAGGAAGAAACGAGUUUUGGCGAGACUUGAAGGGAUCCAACGUAGCCUAUGCGUUUACUGGAGAUCAGAUCUUUUGAGACUACAAAAGAGGUUACGCAAAGAGCUCGAUGAAAUCCUCUACCAAGAAGAACUUCUAUGGUUCCAACGCUCCAGGGAAGAAUGA
Molecule: messenger RNA, 978 nt
Organism: Ipomoea nil (Japanese morning glory)
Lineage: Eukaryota; Viridiplantae; Streptophyta; Magnoliopsida; Solanales; Convolvulaceae
Exons: 2
Coding region: 1-978 (325 amino acids)
Molecular function (GO): catalytic activity
Source: RefSeq, a predicted model, not a curated record